UGGACAUGCUCUCAACAAAAUUGAAAAACUUGGUCAGAGCCCACAAGCGGGCUAUCGAAUAUAGCAGACGAACGAAUACUCCUGUGAUAGCUCCGUAUGGCAGUUUGAUGAAGGAAAUUUGUAAAGAUUACCCAAGUACCUGCCAUAAUCACACAUUAUCCAAUGAACAGCAAAAUAUUGUAGAAAAAUCAGGAACAACUAGAAAUAUAAUAGAUAAAGCAUUCUACAACAAAGAAACUUUUGUUGACAAGAGAAUAUGGACUAACGAAGAGACCAAAGCAUUUUUAAAAGCUUAUAUUUCUAGAAAGGAGGAGUUUCGGAAUGUACGUAAAAAGAAGUUUGCUAUGCAGAAUGUUUUGGCUGAUUUGGAGAGUCAAGGUAUUUUGAGCCAGAUCACAACGGUGGACAUGCUCUCAACUAAAUUUAGAAACUUGCUUAAAGCGUAUAAGCAGGUAAUCAACAACACCAAAUGGAGAACUGCCGCUCCAUGUAUAGCUCCGUUUACGGAUUUGAUGGAUGAAAUAUUUUCGAACAAUAAAAGUAAAUCAAAAAGCAACUCCGUUAUGUAUGGGCAACCACCAUACAAUCCGACCUCAUUAAAUAAAAUUGGCCAAACGAAUUUCCACCUGGCGGUAGAAUCAGAAGAGAAACAUUUACUAGAUAAGCAAAUUUUCAGUAACAGGCGAAUUUGGACUGUUGGUGAGACCGAAGCAUUUUUAAAUGCUUAUAUUUCCAGAAUGGAGGAAUUUCGAAAUAAAGAUACAAAGAAAUUUGCUAUGCAGAAUGUGCUACAUGACUUAGAGAGUCAAGGUGUUUUG
Bactrocera oleae (olive fruit fly) is the source of this 818-nucleotide messenger RNA. Lineage: Eukaryota; Metazoa; Arthropoda; Insecta; Diptera; Tephritidae. The record is from RefSeq and is a predicted model, not a curated record.